UCUUGCCAAAAUAUAUAUAAGCCGGCCAUUUUAUCGCUUUCGCCUCGCCCUAUAUAUUUCGCAUCCGUAAGAACUAGGGCUUUCUUGCGGUACCAUCUCGUCGUGUCGCGGAAAUUGUUCGAGCCUUGAGGGUACAUUCUUUGGAAGUGUUCCUCCUCACUGAAAUGGCUGGACAAAGAAACAACCAUGGAAAGCGCUCUCAUUCGCGUUCUGAUCAUGGAGAUAAUGGAGGAAGCAAGAGAAGGAAUCCUGGCGAUGAAAAGGAGGCGUAUGCUCCUGGGCCUGAAGAUACCGUCUACCGUUAUCUAUGCCAAGGGAGGAAGAUAGGAAGUAUCAUAGGUAGAGGUGGUGAGAUUGUGAAGCAAUUGAGGGCAGAUACACAUGCUAAGAUAAGAAUUGGUGAGACUGUUCCUGGCUGUGAAGAGCGAGUAAUAACAAUUUUUAGUUCAAGUGAAGAGUGUAACACUCUUGAAGAUAGUGGAGAAACAGUAUGUGCUGCACAAGAUGCACUUUUCAAAGUUCAUGAAAGGUUAAUAUCAGACGAUGAUGGAGGUGAUGAUGAUGAUGAUGCAAAUGCUCCUCAAGUUACGGUUCGCUUGCUUGUGCCAUCAGAUCAGAUUGGAUGCAUUAUUGGGAAAGGUGGACAGAUCAUUCAGGGCAUUCGCAGCAGCACUGGUGCUCAGAUACGCAUAUUGAAGAAUGAGUAUCUUCCUUCUUGUGCCAUUAGUACUGAUGAACUUCUGCAGAUUGCUGGGGAUGCUUCUAUUGUGAAAAAGGCUCUUUUUGAUGUUUCCUCUCGUCUACAUGAAAAUCCAUCGCGCUCGCAGCAUAUGCUAUUUUCGAAUGUGGCUAACAGCAGUCAUUAUGGUGGAUUCAGUAGUGGAACACCUGUCAUGGGUGUGGGUCCAUUGAUUAGUCAAUUUGGAGGCUACAAGAGUGAUGCUGCCAGUGACUGGCCAUCAUUCUACCCUCCUCCAAGGGAUGAUACUUCAACAAAAGAAUUCGAAUUAAGGAUGUUAUGCCCUGCUGCAAAUAUUGGAGGUGUUAUCGGCAAGGGUGGUUUAGUCAUCAAACAGAUUAGGCAAGAUUCUGGAGCAUUUAUAAAGGUUGAUAGUUCCAAUGCAGAAGAUGACUGCAUAAUUACAAUUUCAGCAAAUGAGCUUUUUGAAGACCCGAUUUCUGCAACAAUAGAUGCUGCAGUGCGCUUGCAGCCUAGAUGUAGUGAAAGAACUGAAAGAGAGUCUGGUGAACCUUCAUAUACAACACGCUUACUUGUAUCGACAACACGUAUUGGUUGUCUUAUUGGGAAAGGUGGCAGUAUCAUCUCUGAGAUGAGAAGAAGCACUCGUGCGAAUAUACGCAUAUUGUCAAAGGAAAACCUUCCCAAAGUUGCUUUAGAUGAUGAUGAGAUGGUUCAGAUUAGUGGAGACCUUGAUGUUGCCAAGGAUGCUCUUGUUCAAAUAACAACAAGGUUGAAAGCAAACUUUUUUGAAAGAGAGGACGCCCUAUCAUCAUUUCAGCCUCUUCCUUACCGUCCUAUGCCAAGUGAUGUUCCAGACAUUUCAAAAUAUGGAAGCAGGGAUUCAAAGGGAACUGGUCGUGGGUAUUCUUAUUCUGGGCGUUAUGGUGCUUCAGGCGACUUGCUUCCCUCUGGAAGUUAUGCAUCUUCUCAGGGUGGUAGUACUUAUGGGACAUAUGGUGCUCAUACUGGUCGUGCUGGAAGCACUGGGCACAACAAAGGUAACUGUUGGCAUGUGCUUCUUCUUCCAAUGUCGACAAUUGAAUACCAAUGGACCUCCAGAAUCCUUGCAGAUGAUAGCUUACCGUUAAUUCGGUCCUAAACAAUUAUUGCUACGCCCAUUGGCUUGAUAGGCAACAACCCUUAUUACGACAUCAUGAAUGAGCUUAGCUUUGAAUAAGUUGGAGCCCUCAUGUCAUCUUGAGAAUGGUUGUUAAUUGCUUUAUCUUACCAUUUGUCCAUCAAUGGAAGCAUGUCAAAAGUGGUUCGAGACAUUAUGCUCACAUCACCUUAUAGGCAUCGCUAUGUUCCUAUGGGAUAACUUCAUCGUUGCUGUCUUUACAGCGAAGCAUUGAUCUUUAUCGAUUAGCCAAAAAUUCGACCGAGUGUGAGCGUUUGCUGUUAACGAAGGGGAUUAGAGGCGUUUGAUGCCUUUGGAUGUGGCCACAUGAUCAUAAUUCGUCCCCUUUAUUAGCUUUAAUGGUUUCAAGGCUAUUUAUAAUCAAUUUGCCAAAACGAUUAGUAUACACUAUAAAUAAGAAAAUAAUUAAUCAACAUAAAAGCCUUGUCGACUUUCACUUCCAAACUCUUUAUUGGCAUUGUCGACCUUCAAGCAUAUCAUGGCCUGUUUGUCUUGA
Molecule: messenger RNA, 2376 nt
Organism: Phalaenopsis equestris
Lineage: Eukaryota; Viridiplantae; Streptophyta; Magnoliopsida; Asparagales; Orchidaceae
Product: KH domain-containing protein HEN4-like
Exons: 7
Coding region: 165-1841 (558 amino acids)
Biological process (GO): regulation of gene expression
Cellular component (GO): cytoplasm; nucleus
Molecular function (GO): mRNA binding
Source: RefSeq, a predicted model, not a curated record